AAAGGGCUUCCAAAUCGGGUUAUGUAUUUUAGCCCUAUAUACUCCGCCGGCGCUCCACUCUACAGUCUACGGAGGAGAGAUGUGGAGAUCGACGAUCAGUGUAGGUAGAAAAGCUCUUCUCAGAAGGCUCGAAGCAAAACCAAAGCACUCCCUACUCCAAAGCGCUUCUCAGGUAUGCCACUACUCAAUUCAAUCUCCAUUGAAUCCAACUCCACAUUUCACUGCUUCCACGAACUGCAUUUGCCAAUACUCCUUUAGGUUUUUCUCCUCAAAUCCUUCUUCACUCGAUUCCGAAGAAUCUGAGUUUCCUAACACACACGACGCUUCUGCGUCUGGUCAUUGGACCAGCGCUUUCGAUGAGGAAAAAUCCGCCGAUGAUGGAUCUUCCUCUGUUUUCGGUGAAGCCGAUGGUGAUGGCUUCACUGCCGGGAAUGAUUUCGCCGUUGAAAACGGUGACGUUCCGUUUGUCGUUGAGGACGGCGAGCCUCCUCCUCCUGAGGUGUCUCUAGGGGAGGAGGAGGAGGAAGGUGAUGAUUCUGUUGAGAAGCUGGAAAGAAUGUUGUCUUUACUUCAGAGCAGUGGAAUGGUUGACGGAUCCUUAGAGUCUAGCCUGGAGGAUAUUGGUUUGAAUAUUGAUAAGGAGCAUGUUAUAAAAGUGCUCAAAACUGAGUAUAUUCCUAGGGAGAAUUUGAUUGAGUUUUGCAGUUGGGCUUUGAGGAGACCUGGUAUGGCACUGAGUACCACAAUGCUUGAAAUGCUAACCAGGGCGAUAUGUAGUGGAGAAACAAUGAGAGAUGCCUAUGCUCUGUGGAGUUUGUUGAAGGAGCUUGGAGAAAACGAGAUUGGAGUUUUGAGUACUGACAUACUUAACGAGUUGAUAUCUUUCCUUUCAAGGUUUGGUAAGGGCAAGGCAGCUUAUGAGGUGUUUAAUAAGUUUGGGGACUUAGGUUGUGAACCAAAUUCUGAUACAUAUUAUUUCACCAUCGAGGCUCUUUCUAGGCGCAAAAUUUACGAUUGGGCCUGCUCUGUUAGUGAGAAGAUGCUAGGUGCUCAAAAGUUGCCCGAUGCUUGUAGAGUAGGAAAGAUCAUUUCGUUUUUGUGUAAAGGAAACAAGGCUAGGGAUGCACAUCUUGUUUACGUGGCUGCAAAGGGGAAUGGAAUUAGUCUUCCCCAAACUUCUGUUAAUUUCUUGAUUAAGUCUCUGUGUGAAAAAGAUGAAGAUGUUUACUCUGCAUUGGAGAUGGUCCAGGGCUUUUCACAAGAUGAACGGAAGCACGCCAUUUUUUCAUUUUCAUCGGUUAUUCAAGGGUUAUGUAGGCCUAUAGAUGAUGGGGAAAAGAAGGCACAUAGAAGCAAAGAUGUUCAAGAAGCCAAAAGUCUGCUCGUGAGUAUGGUUGAUGCAGGUCCACCACCAGGUAAUGCGGUCUUUAAUACAGUUAUCACUGCACUGUCCAAACAAGGUGAUAUGGAAGAGGCAACAAAGUCGCUGAAAAUGAUGGAGGAUAGGGGCCUGAAACCUGAUGUUUACACAUACACAGUAAUUAUAAGUGGUUAUGUGAGGAAACUUGAAAUGGAUGAGGCUCGUAAAAUUUUGGAUGAUGCCAAGAAGAAGCUCUCUAAGCUGAGCUCAGCUACAUAUCAUACACUUAUCCGCGCUUAUUGCAAGCUUGAACAGUUUGACCAGGCUCUUGCAUUAUUGAGAGAGAUGAAGGAGCAUGGCGUUCAACCCAAUGCCGAUGAAUAUAAUAAGCUGAUCCAAUCUCUUUGCCUAAAUGCUUUAAAUUGGGUAAAGGCUGAGAAUCUACUAGAGGAGAUGAAGGGGAAUGGGUUGCAUCUCAAUGCAAUUACAAAAGGUCUUGUAAGAGCAGUUAAGGAGAUGGAGCAGGAAGAAUUAGAAAGGAAAGAAAUGACAGAUGUUGCAUAAAUUCUAACAUUUACUAUUUUGUUAGAUUGUUUUGACGAUAAUUGCAGGUGAGUUCUUAGAUUCCUGCUUUUUUUUUUUCUUCAUUAUGUUUUCUCUUUGAUAAAUGUUUUGCUAGAUAUUUUGAAUUUUAAGGUAUAAAACCCACACCAGAUUUGAUUACUC
Molecule: messenger RNA, 2086 nt
Organism: Ipomoea triloba (trilobed morning glory)
Lineage: Eukaryota; Viridiplantae; Streptophyta; Magnoliopsida; Solanales; Convolvulaceae
Product: pentatricopeptide repeat-containing protein At3g02650, mitochondrial-like
Exons: 1
Coding region: 80-1924 (614 amino acids)
Molecular function (GO): protein binding
Source: RefSeq, a predicted model, not a curated record